This is a messenger RNA of Linum tenue, 771 nucleotides long. The record is from the annotation of a GenBank genome assembly. Lineage: Eukaryota; Viridiplantae; Streptophyta; Magnoliopsida; Malpighiales; Linaceae.
AUGCUUUACAAAUCCCUAUACCGUAACUCACACAAAAAUUGCUACCUACUGGGUUACCAGUGUUACAAAGCUCCUGACGACCUCAAGUUAAGCUCUGGAACAGCAGCCAAAAUCGCUCUCCGCAACAGAAACCUGGGCCUGGAAGAAUACAGGUUCAUGGUAAGGACCAUGGUCCGCUCCGGCAUUGGAGAAGAAACCUACAUCCCCAGGAACAUCAUGGAGAUGACCGACGCCACUUUCAGCAACCUCGACAGCCUGUUCGCCAGGUCAGCAGUCUCCCCUUGCCAGAUCGACAUCCUCGUCACAACCGGAUCCCUAUUCGCCCCCGUCCCCUCCCUCUCCAGCCGGAUCGUCAACCGCUACGGGAUGAAGGAAAGUAUCAAGUGCUUCAGCCUCACCGGGAUGGGGUGCAGCUCCAGCGUCAUCGCCGUCGAUCUGGUCCAACAGUUGUUCAACACUCAUCCCAACAGCUUCGCGGUGGUCGUGGCGGUAGAGCUGACGGCGCCCAAUUGGUAUGGAGGGACGGACAGUCAGAUGAUGUUGUCCAACGUUCUGUUCCGAGCCGGUGGGAGCUCCCUCAUCCUCACCAACCACCCGUCCUGGAAGGACCAGCGCCAUCCUGAAGCUGGACGUUGUGGUCCGGAACCACGUGUCCGACAACGAGGCGUACGAAUGUGCCGUCCACGUGGAGGACGACCAGGGCUACGUGGGCGCCCGUUUGACCAAAGCUCUACCCACGAUAGCCAUGCGGGCUUUGGAGGGGAACCUUAG